Molecule: messenger RNA, 2402 nt
Organism: Drosophila busckii
Lineage: Eukaryota; Metazoa; Arthropoda; Insecta; Diptera; Drosophilidae
Gene: Nnp-1
Product: ribosomal RNA processing protein 1 homolog
Exons: 1
Coding region: 68-2083 (671 amino acids)
Biological process (GO): rRNA processing
Cellular component (GO): preribosome, large subunit precursor; preribosome, small subunit precursor; nucleus
Source: RefSeq, a predicted model, not a curated record
CUACUCUUGGGCAUUCAAUACAUACAGCGUUGGAAUUUGCAAAAAGUUUUCACAUAAUUAACAAGUUAUGGUGACUAGAAAAGCGCCAAUUAAACGCAGCGCACAGCUGGCAGCUAUUGAUAAAGCGAAUGAAAGUGACGAUGAAGGCGCAUCACAGCCUAAAGUGCCCAAGGAGCUGCUCGUAAUUGCACAGGAGGUGAAAAUUGUGCGUGCAUUGGCUUGUAAUGACUUAACGAAGCGCAAUCGACAACUACGCAAGCUGCGAAAAUGGUUUCAGCUUCGUGCGCGCAGCUCCUUUCCAUUUACCGAGGACGACUUUAUGCGCAUUUGGAAGGGUUUGUACUACAACGUGUGGAUGUCAGACAAGCCCUUGGUGCAGGAGGAUUUGGCCGAACAGUUGGCUCAAAUGAUUGACAGUUUUGAUGGCAACACUGCCUGCAGUCUGGCCUAUUUUAGCGCCUUUAUGCGCACAAUGUGUCAAGAGUGGUUUGGCAUUGAUCAGUGGCGCAUGGAUAAAUUCUUAAUGUUGGUGCGCCGCAUGCUGCGCUAUAUGCUACGUCUGCUGAAGGCCCAAAAGUGGCCGCCAGAGCUUAUAGAGUCGUACAAUGCGACCAUGCUGCUUUCUGUUUUGGCAGAGCAGCCCAAAUCCCGUGGUCUGACCAUGCACUAUAUGGACAUCUUCUUCGAGGAGCUGGCCAAGGCAGCCAAUGAGGAAAUUACCGCUGCACAGGUGAACCUAUUUUUGCGUCCCUUUGUGCGUUACAUGGGUACCCAGCGCGAUGCCAAGCUGGUAGCUCAGUGUCGCACGCGUGUGCUCUACCAGUUGCUCUACCAAAGUGAGCUGGGACGCGAGUAUAGCGAGAAGUACAAGGCAUGGAAGGAAAUGGGCUUUCCCACAGCAUCUAUCGAUGAUGUUGAGAAACUAGACUCUGGAUUCGAUGAGGAAGAGGAUGAACUAGAUGAGGAGCAGCAGCCAGAGGCCACGUCGCUGGAUCCACGCGCAGGCAAUGUCGAUGUGCUUAUGCCUGAACUACCACUGAAUGCGGAUGCAGUGCUGGACGAGCUGCAGACCUUGCUACGCACACAGGAAUACAACACUAAAAAGCGCAAGGGCUUAAGAAAGCUGGUACACAUCUUUGAAACCUAUGCUGGCGGUGAAUUUCCACUGGGUGUGCGAAAUAUGCCGAAGCCUGAAGGUGCCACAAUGGCAGAGUUGGUGGAGCAAAAGGUAGCUGAGGGUGAGCAACAGGAGGAGGAUACAUUUGGCACGGGACGUAAACUCAAAAAACUGACAAAGGCUAAACGCAAACGAUUGCUCAAAUCUAUAAAUUUUGAGGAGGUGAAUGAGGAUAACUAUGAGGAGAUAAUCAACAGAGCUUUGUCGCCAAAGCUGCGCGAGCAGGUGAAGCGUAAUGAAAAAGUACGUUCCAGCAUACAGAAUGCGUGGGUGGUCGAAAAAGUGGAAGAGGAAGGCAAGCCAGAGCAGGAUGGAGGAGCGGAGCCGAAAGCCAAGCAAAAGACAAAAGCUGCCAAAAAGCCAGCCAAGUCACAGUCCAAGACCCAGCCACAGCAAAAGAAGCUCAAGCAAGCAGCAGCGGAUGAGGAAGCGUUAACGUCAACAACAACAGCAGCAGCAUCAGCAGCAGAAACAGUAACAACAACAGAAACUCCGAAUGAAGAGACAGCAGUCGCUGCCAAGGAGGGCAAGGCAAGCAACGGUUGGGAGGAGGCACUGCAGCCAGGGGAAAUGGAUUAUUUUGUGCCCUCGCGCAAAGUGCAGCUCAAACAAGCGAAUAAGAAACUUUCGCUCAAUCCUGCUGCACAAAACUCACCCAAAACGCCUGUGGAGCGUCUUAGAGCAGCCGCUACACCACAGACUGGCAGCGCUAAGCGUGUUCGAAUCAUGAUCAAGCAAAACAGCGCCUAUCCGAAGAGUGACUACUAUCGCCAGUUGAAAUUGUCGCCACAAUUGCCGUACGAUGCCAAUCGUUUGCCCGGCAAGAGUGCCCUCAAGCCCCAUGUGCUACCGGGUCCUAUAAAUCCCAAUUUUAAGAAAAAGCGUCUGUUCAACGAUACGCUGUGACGUUGUGUAAGCUGGCUGGGCUUCGAGGACUGGAUGGCUGCUGAUUGUACACAAUAGCAAAUGUCAGCCAAUGUUCCAUACAUACAUACAUAUAAAACUGAGCAGGCUCUGCUGCACUUAGUAGUGUGUGCUCUGCCUUUGCGCUUACUGCAUCAUCGACAUGCAUAGUUAAUAUACCAUUAUAUUGUGUAACAGAUAUUUUUACUUAUGCAUUAUGCAUCAUUUAUAUUGCUUGUAGUUGAUUUUUUGUUCAAUAUGCGCAACACACACAUUUCAAUGGAAUUUAUGUACGUAUUUAACGAAAUAAAAGCUAAAAGUA